Musa acuminata AAA Group (dessert banana) is the source of this 5632-nucleotide messenger RNA. RefSeq lists its product as uncharacterized. Lineage: Eukaryota; Viridiplantae; Streptophyta; Magnoliopsida; Zingiberales; Musaceae. The transcript has 23 exons. The record is from RefSeq and is a predicted model, not a curated record. The coding region runs from base 947 to 5302 and encodes 1451 amino acids.
AGCCGAAGCGGGUCGCCAGCGAGGCCAGAGCGCAGUUGGACUCGCUGUGACCUGCAGGAAACGGAGAGUAAGAGAUAAGAGAAGAGUAAAGGAUUACAGGAUUCUAUUACGGAGGAUCGGCCAAGGGAGCGGAGCUGCCCCCAGUCACAGUGAGGAGAGAGAGGAGGAGGCGAACCAAAGAAACGAAGCGGAGAAGGUUCUAGGGUUCGCAGCGGACCGGGCGCGAUCUUGAUCCGCGAGUCCGGACCGAGGUGAUUGCUCUCCCCGGUUUGUUUCGUUCCGAUCAGUCCCACUUUCUUGAUCUUCUAGGGAAUGUUGUUCCGGUGGAGUUCUUCAAGGUGACACACGGUGCGAUUUGGUUCCCUUUUCUUGGAAGCUUUGGUUGCAUUGCUCCUUGUUUGUUUGUUUAGUUUGAUGUGUCUUCAAUAAGUAAGAGAAGAGUAAGAGAUUAAAGAAUUCUAUUUCUGGAGGGUACGAUGAUGCCUUAUGACACGGAGGCGGCGAAGGAAGCAGAGCAGAGCUGCCCCGUGUCACUGUGAAGGGAGAGGAGAACUGAGAAAAAAAGAAAAAAAAAAAGAAGCGGAGAAGAUUCUAGGGUUCGCAUCGAAUUGGCCGUGAUCUUGAUUAUUGAAUUCUUGGCCGAGCUUUUAUCUGUUCAUCAGCAGAUUCUGUAUGAGACCUCCCUGGUUUUAUGUGAAUUUCAAGUUCUAUGGUGGUGAUACAUCCAGAUUAUUUCUGAGCAGAGAAUGCACUAGUAGCUGAACUCAUCUAUUUGUGUGGAAGAAGAGUUAGCAUCAUGAACUUUUAGCUUUUUCCAAGCUAUCUCAUGCAUCAAGAACUGGAGAAAACAAGUACACAAAUAAAUAAGCAUAAUCUGAAUUUGUGUCUUUAUGGUUGGGAGAAUUGAUCUACUCUGUAAUCUUUCUGGUUUUUCUUCUUUUUCUGAAUGACUAUGUUCUCUGUCUUAAAAGGCGGAUACUUGUUUUGGCAUCAUGUGGGAAACUUCUGCAUCUUCAUGCUUUUAUGCUGCCUUAAGCAUUCAAUGGUUAAGGGCUUUACUUCAGAAACCCUGCGUCAGGAAUCUUCUGGACUGAUUCGAAAUGAAGCAUAUGGUAGAAAUGCAGUGGACAGUAGUGAAGGUCAAUCCUGUCUAUCUUAUUUGGAUAAUUCUGGGUCUUGUCAGGACUUGAAAGGUUUUGGCACUUUCGAUACAACAUGUUUACUGAACUCAAGUUUGAAUUUAGAUGGUGAUCUUUGUGUAUAUGGCUCAGGAAACAUAGAAGUUUUCCCACAUAUUGCCAUCAUAUGCCCUGUUAAAGGAUGCUCAAUUGUUGUUAACAUGUCUGGAAGUGUUAAGAUUGGUGAAUAUGUAAAUGUGAUGGCAGGUUCUGUUAGUUUUGAUGCUAGAAAUCUUACUUUGGAUCACUGUGCAACAAUAAACACAACAUCCUUUGGUGGGUCACCACCAUCCCAGACAAGUGGUACUCCUAUUGGCCAUGAUGGUGCUGGUGGAGGACAUGGGGGUCGUGGUGCUUCAUGCCUAAGAAGUAACAAGACAAAUUGGGGUGGUGAUGUUUAUGCAUGGUCAACAUUAUCUAAGCCAUGGAGUUAUGGAAGCAAGGGGGGAAGUACAUCUGCUGAAAAACGGUAUGGAGGUGAUGGUGGGGGCCGUAUUGAGCUCAAAGUCAGUGAUACAUUGCAAUUGGAUGGAUUCGUAACUGCAGAAGGUGGCAUGGGAGGACUCGAAGGAGGAGGUGGAUCUGGAGGAAGCAUCAUUAUCCAUGCAUUAAAACUGAAGGGAAGUGGCGUGAUCAGUGCUGCUGGUGGGAGUGGAUGGGGUGGCGGUGGUGGUGGGCGAAUCUCUCUGGAGUGUUACAGCAUACAAGACGUUAAGAUCACAGCUCAUGGGGGUUGGAGUAUUGGCUGUCCUGAGAAUGCUGGUGCAGCGGGCACAAUUUAUGAUAAUACAUUACAAAGUCUUAGGGUCAGCAAUGACAACUUUACAACACGUACUGAGACUCCACUCCUUGAUUUUCCGAUGACUAUACUUUGGUCCAAUGUUUUUGUCGAGUGCAAUGCAAAAGCUUUGGUUCCAUUGCUUUGGACGAGAGUACAGGUGAGAGGCCAAAUUAAGCUAAUCGAUGGGGGCAGCAUCUGCUUUGGAUUAUCUGACUAUCCAGUUUCAGAAUUUGAACUGGUUGCAGAGGAGCUUCUCAUGAGUGAUUCUGUUAUAAAGGUCUAUGGAGCGUUUAGAAUGUAUGUUAAAAUGCUGCUUAUGUGGGACUCCAGAAUCCAGAUAGAUGGUGGUGGCAAUAAUGAUGUUAGUACGUCCAUGCUUGAAGCUAGAAAUUUAGUUGUUCUCAGGCAUAAUUCUGUCAUAUCCUCAAAUGCCAACUUGGGUGUUUAUGGUCAAGGGCUUCUCAAAUUAUCUGGACAUGGUGAUGGAAUUAAAGCUCAGAGACUUUUCCUAUCAUUAUUUUAUAACAUUGAAGUUGGGCCAGGUUCAUUACUACAGGCUCCAUUGGAUGAAAAUAUUGGAAGCAGUUUGGCUACUCAAUCUCUCUGUGAGAGUCAAACAUGUCCAAAAGAAUUACUCAUGCCUCCUGAUGAUUGCCAUGUGAAUGAUUCUCUAUCUUUUACAUUGCAAAUCUGCCGUGUUGAGGACCUUACUAUCAGUGGUAUAAUCCGAGGUAGCAUCAUUCACAUUCAUCGAGCAAGGACAGUCGCAAUUGAUGCAGAUGGCAUAAUAAGUGCCUCUGAGUUAGGUUGCAAAGAGGGCAUUGGAAAAGGGAAGUUUCUAAAAUAUGGUGCUGGUGGUGGUGCUGGGCAUGGUGGGAGGGGUGGCUCAGGAUUUUAUAAUGGCUUGCUAAUUGAUGGUGGUCGAAAAUAUGGGGAUGCUGAUCUUCCUUGUGAGUUAGGAAGUGGGAGCAGUGGCUCCAGUGAGUCACUAGAAAAUGUUGCUGGUGGAGGAAUGAUAGUUAUGGGUUCCAUCAAGUGGCCGCUUUCUACAUUAGAGAUUUAUGGUUCUUUGAAGGCAGAUGGCCAAAGCCAUCUGCAAUCAUCAAGAAACUAUAACGGAAGUUUGAUGGGUGGUGUUGGUGGUGGUUCUGGUGGUACAAUACUUCUUUUCCUUCAAGCUCUUAUACUUGAGGAGAAUUCAUCAUUGUCAGUAGCUGGUGGUACUGGUGGCCCAGUUGGUGGUGGUGGUGGAGGCGGUGGAAGAAUACACUUUGAUUGGUCAAAUAUUGCUACAGGAGACGAAUAUGUUCAGAUUGCUUCUGUAAAUGGUACAAUCAUGUCAAGUGGAGGAACCGGAAGCAAUGGUGGAUAUCAUGGGGAAGAAGGAACUAUCACAGGAAAGAAGUGUCCCAAGGGGCUCUAUGGCACAUUCUGCACUGAAUGCCCAGUAGGCACAUACAAGGAUGUCGUUGGAUCUAACUCAUCACUUUGUGUUCCUUGCUCUCUAGAUGUACUUCCUAGACGGGCAAACUUCAUUUAUGUGAGGGGAGGUGUUACACAACCAUCCUGUCCAUAUAAAUGUCUAUCAGAGAAGUACAAGAUGCCCAACUGUUACACACCACUUGAAGAUUUAAUGCAUACAUUUGGUGGUCCAUGGCCUUUUGCUAUUCUUCUAUCAUUUCUUUUGGUUAUAAUAGCACUUCUGCUAAGUGCUUUAAGAAUUAAGAUGAUUGGAAGUGAUCUCUCUUAUCGGUCUGCAAGUUCGAUGCAGCAUGAUGUUUCUGAUUCUUUUCCCUAUCUGCUUUCCCUAGCAGAGGUUCCAGGGACUAGCAGAGCUGAAGAAACUCAAAGCCAUGUGCACAGGAUGUACUUCAUGGGCUCAAAUACAUUCAGAGAGCCUUGGCAUCUUUCUUACUCUCCACCAAAUGCAAUUAUUGGAAUUGUGUACGAAGAUGCUUUUAAUCGGUUCAUUGAUGGGAUUAAUUCUGUUGCUGCAUAUGAAUGGUGGGAAGGGUCAGUACACAGCAUACUUUCAGUUCUUGCAUAUCCAUGCGCAUGGUCUUGGAAACAAUGGCGCCGAAGAAAGAAGAUUCAUCGACUUCAAGAAUAUGUCAAAUCAGAAUAUGACCACUCAUGCCUUCGCUCAUGCAGAUCACGAGCUCUUUACAAAGGGAUGAAGGUUGGUUCGUCCCCUGAUUUGAUGGUUGCCUACAUUGAUUUCUUUCUUGGUGGCGAUGAAAAACGGCUAGACAUAGCCUCAACUAUCCAGAAGAGAUUCCCUAUGUGCAUAAUUUUUGGUGGUGACGGAAGCUAUAUGUCCCCUUACUAUCUUCACAGUGAUACAUUAUUGACCAAUCUCCUCGGUCAGUAUGUCUCAACAGCAAUCUGGAAUAGACUUGUUGCUGGGUUCAAUGCUCAGUUGAGGACAGUAAGGCAAGGAUGCAUUCGUUCUGCACUGCAUCCUGUUGUUGCUUGGACAAAUAGCCAUGCAAAUUUCCAACUUGAGCACCAUGGUGUAAGAGUUGAACUGGGUUGGUUUCAGGCCACUGCUUCUGGUUAUUACCAACUAGGUAUAUUGGUAGCUCUAAACGAGUAUUUCUUCAACAAUGUGCACCAGUCAGACAUGUUAGAUACAAGUAAUAGUCCAAGAUGCGCCAGAAACAUGAAAAACUCUUCAGUUUCAAGCAAGAUCUUAAAGCCAUUACAGCAAAGUCAACCUUGUACUAGUCACACAAUGUCAUGCAAGAAGUUGACUGGAGGAGUAAAUGGUGGGAUAAUAAAUGAAGUAACAUUAAAAUCAUUGGAUUAUAGAAGGGACUAUUUGUUCCCACUUUCUCUUUUACUACAAAAUACCAGGCCUGUAGGCUUUCAGGAAACAUUACAGCUGCUGAUAUGUAUCAUGCUUUUGGGAGAUUUUAGUGUUACCCUUCUUACACUAGUUCAAUUCUAUUGGAUAUCCCUUGGGGCUUUUCUUGCUGUCCUUCUUAUACUUCCCCUAUCACUGCUUUCUCCUUUUCCGGCUGGUCUUAAUGCUUUAUUCAGCCGAGGACCGAAAAGAUCAUCACUUGCUCGUGUAUAUGCACUGUGGAAUGCUACAUCCAUAGUAAAUAUUAUGGUGGCAUUUGUUUGUGGAAUUCUAUAUUCUGGUUUUUCGCCCACAGAACUUGGUGGAAAUCUUGACACAUCCAAAUUAAGGGAGGACAAUGGAUGGUGGCUUCUGCUGAUUAUCCUUCUUCUGAUUAAGUCAUUACAAGCAUGCUUGGUUAAUCGGCACAUAGCAAAUCUGGAGAUCCAAGACCUAUCCUUGUUUAGCCCAGAUACAGAGAAAUUCUGGGCAAUGUGAUGCGUUUGAAGAGGAUAUCAGAGGCAGUUAGUAGCACAAAUGAUCUCCAUCACUGGCAGAAGAGGCAUGCUUGUUAACUUUCAGUGAAUUUUUUAUGUAUAUAUGUCAAUUGUAAAUUUCCAUAUAUCCUGUUUUUUUCUUGGUUUCCAUCAGUUUUUUGGGCCAAUUGACAGUGAGAAGCUCUUUUCAAUUGACCAGUCACUCCAAUUUUAGGGAGUAUGGUGAUCUGCCCCGUCUGAAUUUGAUCUCCGGUUAAGAGUUGAACUUGUUCAUGUGUGAAUUUUUGGUUUCCUGAAACGCAAUUGAUAUUCCUGCCAAAACUUCUGGUGA